AUGCAAGUUAACAAUAUUCUUGCUUGGUUGGGGUUGGCAAUGGCAGCCGCAUGGGUGGUCCACACUAGGUGGUUGGACCCAUGGCGGCAUCGGCGUGGACUUAGGUUCCCUCCGGGGCCGCCUUGUCUCCCGAUCCUGGGCAAUGUGUUGCAACUGGGGCGGAACCCGCACAAGUCCCUGGCUGAGCUCGCCAAGCGGUACGGCCCCUUGAUGUCCCUGAAGCUCGGGACCCAAUUCGUGGGAGUGGUCUCGUCGCCGGAGAUGGCGCGGGAGAUCCUGCAGAGACAAGGCCUCGUUUUCUCGAUGCCGUUCAGCGCGGAAGCGGUGUGCGUCCUGGGGCACGAGCGCAUGUCGAUGGGGCUGCUGUCGACCGCCUCCGCCCAGUGGCGGAAGCUCCGCCGCAUUUCGAAGGAGCACCUCUUCUCUCCCGCGGCGCUCCAGGCCAGCCAGCACCUCCGGCAGGAGCGGCUGCGGAAGCUGGCCGCACACGUCAGCGAGCGCUGCGGCGCCCCUAUGAACGUCGGAGAAGCCACGUUUGCCACGAUGUCCAACCUCAUGUUCGGGACGCUUUUCGCGAUUGAGAUCGGGAACAGAAGGGAUCUGAGGGAGCAUGUCAACUCCCUCACCAGGCUCGCCGGAGCUCCCAAUCUCGCAGAUUUCUUUCCCUUGCUUGCUCCCUUUGAUCCGCAGGGACUCAGGAGGAACCUCACUUAUCAUCUCCGGACUUUGAUGGCACUCAUCCAAACCCUAAUCGAUCAACGGUUGCAAGCCCGGACCGCCUCCGAUUACCACAGGACCAAUGAUUCUCUUGAAACCCUCCUGGACAUUGUGCAAGGAAAUGAAUAUGAUUUGAGCAUUGAAGAAAUCAAGCAUAUGUUUGUGGACCUGAUCAUUGCAGGAUCGGAUACAAGUGCAGCCACAGCAGAGUGGGCCAUGGUAGAAUUGCUACUCCACCCCGACAAACUAGCAAAACUCAAAGCAGAGCUCAACAAUCUUCUUGGAGACCAAACUUGCAUCCUCCAAGAAUCAGACAUCUCCAAACUCCCAUACUUGCAGGCUACUGUCAAAGAAGUGCUCCGCUAUCACCCAGCUGCACCCCUGUUAGCUCCCCAUGUAGCCAAAGAUGAAACCAAGAUAAAUGGAUAUGUAAUUCCCAAACAUGCAAAAAUAUUUAUCAAUGCUUGGGCUAUUUCCAGAGAUCCCGCCAUAUGGAACAAUCCGGAUCGAUUUGAGCCUGAACGAUUUUUAGAUAACGAUAUAGACUUUGGAGGGCAUCAUUUCAACCUAAUUCCAUUUGGUUCUGGACGGAAAAUUUGUCCAGGCAUGCCACUUGCUAGCCGCAUGUUGCACUGCAUGAUAGCAACACUGUGUCAUAACUUUGACUGGAAACUCCAACAAGGGACUGAAUCCAAACAAUUUCAAAGAGAAGAUGUGUUUGGACUAGUAUUGCAAAAGAAAAACCCUCUUUGGGCUAUUCCUAUCAAUAAGGUUUGA
Salvia hispanica is the source of this 1494-nucleotide messenger RNA. The record is from RefSeq and is a predicted model, not a curated record. Lineage: Eukaryota; Viridiplantae; Streptophyta; Magnoliopsida; Lamiales; Lamiaceae.